This is a messenger RNA of Cyclopterus lumpus (lumpfish), 5191 nucleotides long. RefSeq names its product G protein-coupled receptor kinase 1 a (gene grk1a). Gene Ontology annotation, cellular component: cytoplasm. NCBI's taxonomy places the organism in Eukaryota, Metazoa, Chordata, Actinopteri, Perciformes, Cyclopteridae. The record is from RefSeq and is a predicted model, not a curated record. The coding region runs from base 2879 to 4582 and encodes 567 amino acids. Gene Ontology annotation, biological process: protein phosphorylation; signal transduction; visual perception. The transcript has 8 exons. Gene Ontology annotation, molecular function: ATP binding; rhodopsin kinase activity.
CGUCCACGGCUCGACCUCUCCAACAAGCACAGUCCCUCAAAACCACCUUCACCGCGGGAAUUUAGUCCCCUUUUGUGUGUGUGUGUGUGCUUCUUCGACCCCCCCCCCCCCCCCCCAUCCCCGUUUCCCAUGCCUGUAUUUCUGUCUGGCUUUUCUCAGGGGUGUAGAUGAAUAUUGAAAGAACAGAGGUGUACGUCGCAGCCAUUUAUUUUUUUUUUUUCCCCUCCUGCUCCUGAAUCACGCGCAAAACUGCAACACGGCCUUAGGGCCGGUGUCGUCCGAGGGAACUGUAGUCUGUGGCCCAGCCGCCACGCUGAAGUCGUUGUAUGUUUAAUCCACUUCUCAAUAAGCCAUCCCACUAAAGAAAACCUCCUGUAAAAAAAACAAAACAAAAAAAAAAACCUUCUGCUGUUGGAGAAUGUAUAAUGUACUUGUUUGAAUAGUUAUUCCUAUUAUUUUUGCAAUUGCAUACGGCAGACAUGAUGAUCAAAAUGUUCCGAUGGCCAAAGUGUCUGCUUUAACCUGCCGCGUUAACGCAAUACCACGGAUUCUGAAUGACCCAAUACAGUUGCCAUGGCAUCCCAGGAUGGGGCUCCAUCAGAUGUGUUGAUACCGUUUUUGUUUUUGUGUUCCCGGCAAUAAUUUGAAAUAGUUUCUUAACCCUCCAUUGUGUUGGGCUGGCUUCCUUCUGUUCUGUAGGCAGCUGCUUUCCUGAUCUUGUUUGCUAGUUUGUUUUUUGUUUUUUUUGUAUUCUGGAGUUGAGGAAUUCUCCAUCACCGCCCUGUCAACGCCUUGGUAGUGUUUACAAAAUAAUGGCACCAGCAAGGUAAAGGCUUUUUAUAACCCAUGCUCCGGAUAGGUAAAUAAGCUUUGUUUGUGAAUUACGUAUAUGAAUCCUACGACGACUGUAGCUUAUAGUAUAUCCUUUAGAGGCCAGUGGUAAAGAUAGACCUUCACAAAUUAUUGACGUAACAACAUGUGUGGUUGCAUAGGUCUUAUGUACUCCCUUAAAAGAUCUCCCUUUUAAAACUUAGCAACACGUGUACUGACUCUUCCAAAAACCUUUUCUGUAAUCUAAUAUAAGUUUGCAAAUUAAAAUAUAGAUUGUUUUAAUAAUUUUGUAUCUAUUUUUGUUCCGUUUUUUUUUGUUCUGCCUGUAAACUGAAUAUUUCUGCUUUUUAAUACCCUCAACUUAUUUGAGACACGUGGUUCUUUUAAAAGGGGCCAAUGGAUGAAGACUAGUUGAGUGUGCUGGUGAAGGUUUGGGGAGGCGUCUGCUUGUCGGAGAGCUCUGGGAAACCUGUUAGACACUCGAGCGGAUAGCUAGGUGAGAACAAUUGAUUAUAUGCUUCUUUUACUCGGAUUAUACUGAUGUCUGCUUUCAAUUUCAAUAUACGGACGGAGUUACAAGGGCACUUGCUGUCUAUAGGACUGACUGCCCUUUUUAAAAGGUUCCCAAAUGUUUUUGCCAUGGAGAAUCAGUGAGGGCCAAAAUGGAGAUCACGCUGCGGGGCAGUGAAUACGUUUAGUUCAGUGUCGGGCACCUGCUUAAUAAGUCUGGUCCUAACACGUAAGCUCUUUUACUUUCUAAAGUGUCUCUCUUCAAAAGGUGAGGUUCACAUUUAUUUAGUUUAAACAGGCAUGCAUAUGUACAUUGAAAGAGUUAUUAUUUAUAGUGGCUGCACGACAUCUCCUGAAGCAGUUUAACUGUAAAUGAUGGGGGACAAAACACACUAAGUUCUUUUGUAAAAAAAUCAAAAUCAGCUCAAGCUAAUAUUGCGCAGCGUUCGUCUGAGUUGGUGGAAACAAUACGUGGGCGUCAUUCAGCUUUCAUCAGCUGUGGCAGAAGGAUACUGACACAAAGCAGCGAUUUGGUAUUCUGAAGAUCUAACUCACUUUAAAGGGUAUUGUUUUCACCUUGAGUGUCUCGAGUUGUCAUGGCAAAAUGUGGUCCUGGAGACACCUCCUUCAGCAGGAAGUACCACUGAAGAGGGUUUGGGUAGAAGUAGGAGGGGGGGGCAUGGAUUUGUGAAAGGGCCAUUGUCCGCCUACUUUAUGCUCCUGGCUUGAUUUGGCCUCUGCUGGUGUGACGCUCUCAUUUAACUCCUCAAGCUUGAGCUGAACCUGAGUAUAGUUUUUUUUUUACAGACCUAGGACAGCGGACUUCCAUCACUUUCACUGAACUUUGUGUCCAGUUGGGACCGGAGGAGACCUGCAUGUCAGACAUACAACACCUGAGCAAGUAAUCAAAGUACUUUGUAGCCAUUUCCGCGCUGUUUACUUUUUAACUUAAUGAAAUAGGUUACAGAUUACUAGUUAACCAGUUCAAAUGUAACUAUUUUAAUUACUUCAUGAAAGUAUUGAAACUUAUUCCAACCCUGUCUCGUGUCUUCAAACCAAAGCCUUUGUUUCGAUCCCAGCGACACACCUGUGUAUUGUGACUGCAUCUUGCACAGGUUGCGAUACUGUUGACAAAUAUAAACAUAACUCAAAAUUGAAAAGGACAUUUAUUUUGUAAUGUAACGCUGAUACAUGCUACACAAUAUUAAAAGGUGAAACCAGCGGCCUGUAAUAAUGCUUUCAAUGCACAUGCUGGCAUGGCUUUUUUUUUAAUGAGAUAUUGACUAUUUCAACCAUCGUUAUCUCCUUUUUCACAGAGUAUUUUAUGUAAAUGAUCAUUUAUUAUAAUUUAUUUCGCUGACACAAACACCAUCUGGUGAAGGGGGGAGGGAGGGGGGGGGGGAGCAUUCUAAUGUAUUUUGAGUCGCUCUGUAGGUUUCCGUGUCAAUCGCAAAAGUGAUCGCUUUCCCCAAAACGUGAGCUCUGCGUCUGACAUCCAUCGCCGGCUCCGUUGCUCGACGUCAACGUCCCACUGCUAAUGUCACCUGCCCUCAACAUGGAUAUCGGAGGACUGACCACAGUGGUAGCUAAUUCCGCUUACAUCAAUGCUCGUGGAAGCAUCGAUGGCUCCAAUACCGCAGCGGCUCGAGAUAAGAAGUACCAUUCUCGCCUCAAGCUGCCUCACAUCACUGUGUGCGAGGACCUGAGGGACACCCUGGAGGUGGCCUUCGACGCGGUCUGCGUGGAACAGCCAAUUGGCAAACGCCUCUUUAAGGAAUUCUUGGAUUCGAAUGCAGAGUAUCACGGGGCUUGCCGUUUGUGGAAAGACGUCGAGGGAUACGACCUGGCGGAGGACUCCGACAGGGCCAAGAAGGCCUCAAAGAUUGUCGAGCGUUACAUGGACCCCUCCGCCAAACACUACUGCCCGUUCCUGUCCGAGGACGUCGUCGCCAAGGUGAAGGAAAGCCAGCAGGCCGCGGGCGAUGAUUUGUUUGCUGCAGCGUUGGCCUCGACGUUGGACUUUCUGCGCGAGGCCCCCUACACGUUGUUCCUGGAGAGCUUGUAUAUAAAGAGGUAUCUGCAGUGGAAGUGGCUCGAGAUGCAGCCCAUGGAUGCAGACUGGUUCCUAGACUUCCGCGUGCUGGGGAAAGGAGGGUUUGGGGAGGUGUCUGCCUGUCAGAUGAAAGCCACAGGGAAAUUGUAUGCCUGUAAGAAACUCAACAAGAAGAGGCUAAAGAAGAGGAAAGGCUACGAGGGGGCGAUGGUGGAGAAGAGGAUCCUUGAGAAGGUUCACAGUCGCUUCAUUGUGUCAUUGGCGUACGCCUUUCAGACAAAAGACGAACUUUGUCUGGUCAUGACCAUCAUGAACGGAGGGGAUCUCAAGUACCACGUCUACCUGGUGGAUGAGAACAACCCGGGCUUUGAGGAGCCGAGAGCCUGUUUCUACAUCGCUCAGAUCAUCCAAGGCUUGGAGCACCUCCACCAGAAAAGGAUAAUCUACAGGGACCUCAAACCAGAGAAUGUGCUCCUAGAUAACGACGGAAAUGUGCGUAUAUCUGACCUGGGUCUUGCUGUGGAGCUAAAAGAAGGCAAAACACAGACCAAAGGAUAUGCUGGGACACCAGGCUACAUGGCUCCGGAGAUGCUCAAAGGAGAGAAGUACGACACCUCCGUUGACUACUUCACUCUGGGAGUGACACUGUUUGAGUUCAUCGCCGCUAAGAACCCAUUCAGAAACCGAGGGGAGAAGGUGGACCGCGAUGAGAUGAAAGAGCGUAUGCUCACCCGGGUGGUGACCUACCCGGACAACUUCAACGAGCAUUCAAAGUCUCUGUGUGAUGGGCUGCUGGCUAAGGAGGUGGAGAAGCGGUUGGGCUUUAAGAACGGAUGCUGCGAUGAGCUCAGAGCGCACCCAUUUUUCAGUGACAUCAACUGGAGGAAACUGAAUGCAGGUAUCCUGCCUCCUCCUUUCGUGCCCGACCCUAAAGUGGUGUACGCCAAAAGUCUGGAUGACGUCGGGGCGUUCUCCUCGGUGAAGGGAGUGGGCUUGGAGGAAUCCGACAAGACCAUCUGUGACGAGUUCUCCUCGGGCAACAUCCCGAUCCCCUGGCAAGAGGAGAUGAUCGAAACAGGCAUUUAUGGAGAGCUCAACAUUUGGGGUCCUCGCGGCAGCGUCCCGAACGACCUGCGCAGAGAGUCGAUACUCGAGCAGCCAAAGUCCUCGACCUGCUGCACAUCGUAGAGUCGUAGAAACACCUUGAAAAUACACAGACGUGUGCAGCGUGAAGACUCAAAUACUCUUCUGAACUUUCUGAUUGCAGAGUUUAAACACGACUCUAAACUUUUAUUGGUAAGCGCAGGACAACAACAACAACAACAACAACAACAAGGUGGAUUUUCAACCUGGAGUGGACUUAAAAGUAGAUUUAGCUGUAGAACAUCUAUUUAAAUUAUUUUUAAUGCUUUUAGAUUUUAAAUGCAUUUCAAGAAUCUAUAUAAUAAAUUAUAUCUAAACUGUUGAGUGAUGUUGAGCCCAUUUUAAACAUGUAAAUUGCAUAUGUGCUCCUAUAGAGUGUAUUCCAUUUAAAUUAAUGGAAAGUGCUUUUUACUUUGAGUUUAUUAGUUUUUACUAUAAACAGCUAAAUUAACUUCUGCUGUUGAAAUACCAAAAGCUGCAGCACCAGAUGUUUCAUAAUUGACGACUUAUUAUGAGGCACAUCUGAAUAUAGGGAAAUAUUUACAGCAAAUCAUUUUUAUUUUAAAAACACAUUGUUGAGCAAAAGUUUAAUACAUUCAGAAAUCAACUGUAUGAAAAAGUGCUGGUAAAUAAAAGAGCUUAUUGAAAUGGAAA